AUGGCCUCAGUGUCAUCCUUGGACAAGGAUCUGCGCAAAUUGCGCCUCGACAAGUACACCCCUGCUGCUGCAAAAGAAGUCAGCAGUUGGAUCGAGGGAAUCUUGGGUGAGAGACUAUCGGCAGGCGACCUGCUAGAGGGACUGAAGGAUGGCGUUGCGCUCUGCAAAUUGGUUAACCUCGCGAUACCACCCCCCGGCGUCAAGUUCAAGAAGUCGUCCAUGCCGUUUGUUCAGAUGGAAAACAUCUCUCACUUUCUGCGCGCCUGCAAAGAGCCCCCUCUCAACCUACAAGACCACGAUGUCUUCCUUACCGUCGACUUAUGGGAGCAAAAAGACCCCGCUCAAGUGCUGCAAUGCCUUGGCGCUUUCAGUCGAGCCGCCAACGCAGCAAACCCAGCCAAGUUUCCGGCGGCGAUUGGGAGCAGGAGCCGUGGAGGAGUGAUGAGUCCUCAGGGAACUGGCCGCGGAACUCCAUCGCCCACGAGGUCGCGCGGAGUUUCCAAUGCAUCAGGCUUCGGCUCGCCUCGGCCUACCCUGACCAGCGCCAAGACCGGAGACUCCGGCUCGGGUCGAUGGAGCCCGACCAAGCCUACCUCCCCGGUUACCAGCUGGAGCAGGAAGGAACACGAAGGCGCCACAUCCCCUGCUUGGAACAUUGCUCAGUACGGCUACAUGGGCGGCGCCAGCCAAGGAAAUCUAGGAAUCUCAUUCGGAAGUCGGAGGCAGAUCACUAGUGCGGGUCCUGACGUGCCUAGUUUGGCCGAGAAGGAGCGCAUCCGAAAGGAGAAAGAAAUCGAGGAGGAGAAUCAGCGACAAGAGGAUGCGGCCAAACGUAAGAAACAAGAGGACGAACGCGAGGCUGAGAAAAAACAAGAAGAAGAAAAACAACGAUUGCUGAAAGUGAAGCGAGCGGAAGCGGACGCGAAAGCGGAGCAGCUCAAAUGGGCCAUGCAGUACGAGGAGUGGCAAACGAAAGACGAGGAUCGCCGCAAGAAAGAUACCGAAGCUCAAGCUCGCUUAGAUGAGGAAUCAAGUCGUCUGAGGAGCAAGAGCGACGCACGACUACGAGGUCAAUUUCUCAGCCAAUACCAGUCUGAGCAAGGCAUCAAAGCACAGAGGACUGGAGUAGAUCGGAUCGCCGAGUUGGAGAGGGAGCUCGAAGAGGCGAGGGAACGCGAAAGGCAAUAUGAACUUGAACGCCAGGGACGGACAGGCAGGACAUUGGCCGUUACCAAUGACCCUAAGGAACGCGUCCGAUCUAGGAGUCGGCCUUCCGACGGAACACCUAGCCGUCAAGAUUCAUGGUCCAGGAAUGAGCGGGAGGUUCUCCAGACUGCGUGGUCGCAGCAACAAGACUCACACCAGGACGACGACCCCCCUGCGCCGCCUCCUAGAUCUCCGAGACCUCUACCCAAUCCGAUGGCGGUUGCUUCGCCUCCUCAAAAGGCUGUAGCGCACACGACGGGUGGUCGGCCCCUUCCGGAUCCUGCUGCUUAUAAAGCGGCUGCCCGGCCCCCACCAAGCCGGACCGACAGACAUCUUAUCGACCACGCCGCUCCGGCGCCACUAGUCGCCAAGCAGACAUACUCACGCGAGCUGGGCGCCACUGCUGAACAAGAUGCUGAGGACCGCCGGCGCGCCCAAAGCCAGAACAAGACCAAGGCUGGUGGUUGGGCAUCAAAGUCGUUGCUCGAGCGGGAAAUGGAAAUGGAACGCGAACGUCAGCGUGAGUGGGAGGAAUCUCAGAAGGAGACGGCCAAGGCGGUCCCCAGUGGCAACGGAGUUGACGGCAUCGGUGGUGGCAUUGGAGGUCGCUGGGACGUGAGCCAGUGGGCGGGAUAUACUGGCGGAGACAACCAGAAUCGGGGUGCCCAAGGCAUCGGGGCUGGUCGCAGACAGAUUGUCGGGCCCAGGCCGCUACCUAAUCCUCCACGGUGA
Colletotrichum orchidophilum is the source of this 1938-nucleotide messenger RNA. RefSeq lists its product as uncharacterized. The transcript has 2 exons. Bases 1 to 1938 code for a protein of 645 amino acids. Gene Ontology annotation, molecular function: protein binding. The record is from RefSeq and is a predicted model, not a curated record. NCBI's taxonomy places the organism in Eukaryota, Fungi, Ascomycota, Sordariomycetes, Glomerellales, Glomerellaceae.